UUCCUGAUCUUCCUUUGCACCGAACAGGGCUUCAAGAACGUCUACCACAAAGAGGAGUACCACCACAGCAAGAAGUUCUACGACGACAGCGACAAGAAGAAGUACCACAGCAAAUACGACGACUUCGACGCCUACUUCAAGGGCCACAAGGGCAAGGACUACAAGGGAGGCCACUACAAGGGGGGACAUCACCACGACAAGCACGGCCACAAGGGGCACCACGAGAAGGGCAAGUACCACGACGACAACAAGGGCCACAAGGGCCACUACGGCGACAAAGGACACUACGGCCACAAGAGUUCCUACGGCAAGAAGGGAGGACACAAGGGGAUAUGGCCACGACGACCACAAGGGAUAUGGCCACGACGGGAUGGCCAUGACGACCACGGCCAUGGUGGAUAUGGCCACGACGACCACGGCCAUGGUGGAUAUGGCCACGACGACCACGGCCAUGGCGGCGGUUAUGGCCACGACGACCACGGCCACGGUGGAUACGGCCAUGGUGAUCAUGGUGGCUACGGUUCACACUCUGAAGCCAAGCCAGUCGUCGCUUCAGCCUCGGCAGGCGCUUCGGACGCCGCCAAAGCACCUCCAGCCUCCGAGCGCAAAGCAUUUAGCGAAACCUUUGAGCAGUUUGGAGAUUUUGCGAAGUUUGCUUAA
Molecule: messenger RNA, 660 nt
Organism: Penaeus vannamei (Pacific white shrimp)
Lineage: Eukaryota; Metazoa; Arthropoda; Malacostraca; Decapoda; Penaeidae
Source: RefSeq, a predicted model, not a curated record